Wyeomyia smithii (pitcher-plant mosquito) is the source of this 1227-nucleotide messenger RNA. RefSeq lists its product as uncharacterized. The transcript has a single exon. Lineage: Eukaryota; Metazoa; Arthropoda; Insecta; Diptera; Culicidae. The record is from RefSeq and is a predicted model, not a curated record. The coding region runs from base 1 to 1227 and encodes 408 amino acids.
AUGAAGGAAUCCAGUUGCAAUCCACCACGCAUUUACGGAUUACCGAAAAUACAUAAGGACAACCGACCCCUCCGGCCGGUGGUAUCCACGAUUGGAUCGGCGACAUAUAACAUUGCCAGGUAUUUUGCCGGAAUAAUUGCCAAGGUGGUAGGAAAAACGGAUUACCACGUCCGUAAUAGUUUUGAUUUUGCCAAGGAGAUAACAGAAGUCCAGACGAGUGAAGGAGAAGUGCUGUUUUCAUUGGACGUGGUCUCCCUAUAUACCAACGUACCAGUGGACUACGCAUUGGGAUGCUUGGAGGAAAGAUGGGGAGAAGUGGAACACCAUACGAAGAUCGACAAGGAGAGCUUCGUCGAAGCAGUGAAAAUAGUGCUUGAGUCAUCCUUCUUCGUGUAUCAGGGAACCAUGUACGGACAGACCUUCGGUGUACCCAUGGGCUCGCCGUUAUCACCAGUGAUUGCCAACGUAGUCAUGGAAAAACUAGAACAGGAGUGCAUAAGAAAACUGGAGGCCAAUCAAAUACAAAUGAAAUUGUACAAGCGGUACGUAGACGAUUGCAUGUGUGUGGCAGGUGUUGAACACAUUCAGAUGAUCGUAGACACGUUCAACAGUUUUCACGAUCGUUUGCAGUUCACGGUGGAAAUGAAGAUGGGGGGUAAAAUUAAAUUCCUAGACAUGACACUAGAGCGCGAAAACAAUCGAAUCAUGACAGCAUGGCUACCCAAACAGCAAAAUGGACGGUAUCUAGACUAUACAUCCAAGAGCCCCUUCCAACACAAACAUAAUACGGCGAUCACACUUUUUGAUCGGGCUAUAAAAUUGUCUUGUGGAGGAAAACGAAGGGAGGCUCUCAACCAUGCAAGUGAGAUUUUGAGGAAAAAUAACUAUCCAUCAUGGUUUACCGAUAGAGUAAAAAGGACAGAAUACACAAACACUAUAACACAUUGGAAACACAAAACAGAACAACAGCCACCAAAAUACACAAAACAGCCACCAAAAUACAUAUCAGCCCCCUACAUACCGUGUCUAAGCGAGAAAAUUAGGAAAAUAUUGCUACGUCAUGAUAUGACUCUAACCUCACGACCGCAAAACAAGAUCAAACAUAAAAUCUUUAGUAAAAUGGAAGAUCAAAUACCACCAGGCAGACAGAAGAACGUGGUGUACUCCAUACCAUGUGGAACGAACGACGGUAAAACGUACAUCGGUCAGACGAAACGCAUGCUGUAG